AUGCGAAGGACGCUUCGCCGCUCUUGCGCAGCCUGUGCCAGAUCCAAGUACAGCUGCGAUCUUCGCACUCCAACCUGCUCACGUUGUAUCAAACGCCGCAUACAAUGUGAAUAUGCAAAUGAGCCUUUGACUGCUCCGCCGACGACCCCGAGGUCAGACGCUGCUCCGUCGUCAAUUGUGCUCCUUCCUGCAGACAUAAGCAGGUUCAACUCUCUGGACCCCUUUGAUUCGUAUCCACAGACAAGGCUUGGUCGUCAACAUGUUCAACGCCUUAUACACAGCUUCCUAACCAAGAUUGCUUUCCAAUACUAUCCUCUAGAUUUAAAAGAGUGCUCUAACCCGUUCAUUGUCUCAUGGUGGCCAUUGGCUUUAAGUGACCCAGCCCUUUUCCACGUCUCGCUCCAAACGGCAUGCCUCGAUGAGGAACUCCUAGCACAGAGAGGCUUCCAGACAUCGGAGCUUCUCAUGGCAGACUCAGUGGCUUUGCUACGACGCAAAGUUCAAGACCAAGAUUUGGCAGUCCAAGACAGCACUAUGAAUUCUGUCAUCACUCUAGCAGCCAUCGAAUUCGGUAAAGGAAAUAUUGAAGUUAGCCAGAUGCAUAUACAAGGGGUGAGGAGGAUAGUACAUGCGAGGGGUGGCAUCAAAGAAGUAAAACGGACAAGUCCUCUUACUGCACGCAUGGUUAGCUGGGUCUCAAUGAUUCUCACAGGCUAUGCGCAGUUUGAUACUCAAGAUGAUUUUGGUGUUGGAGACGGCAUAUCUCCUAUUUACGAAUGGCGUCUGAUCCAACCUCUCUCUGAGCCUAGUGACACUGGAGACCUCAACGUGGAUGAACCGGUCGCGAACAUCCUUCACCGUCUUCGCCAUUUGUCACUUACAGCACAACAACUACCCCUCUCAACCACAAAACUUCAUGAUCUCGCAUGCUUUGUGGUACACAGGCUUCUGCCAACAGACUCGGAUUUCUCAUGCUCCACGCUAUCAUCCACCACGGAAGUCAUGCGCUAUGCUUUGGUACUUUACAUGCUCAUCAUCCACGGAACGACCUACUACCCACACACUCUUAUACUCAACCAGGCCCUUGCACAGUUUGUAAAACAUUACGAACAAAGCGAGCUAGUAUUAUACACGCAAGAUGCAUUGCGAGUAUGGCUUCUUGCGAUUGGUAUGGUGGCUUCAAUCGGCACGAGUCAUUAUCCUUGGCUAUCAGGAAAAGCAAGAACUACUGCUGCCUCAAUGCAGAUGCGUACAUGGGACGAAGUCUUCAGCCACGUCAAGAGUAUUCUAUGGUUUGGUAUGGCACCUGGUGAGUCUGGUUUCCGACCACACUGGGAUGCUGUGUUCAACGCUUUGAACUUACCAGCGUUGCCUGAGAAUCAAACGGACCACCUGCUGAACAGCACGAUUGUGAGAUAA
This is a messenger RNA of Aureobasidium melanogenum CBS 110374, 1419 nucleotides long. RefSeq lists its product as uncharacterized. Gene Ontology annotation, biological process: regulation of DNA-templated transcription. Lineage: Eukaryota; Fungi; Ascomycota; Dothideomycetes; Dothideales; Saccotheciaceae. The coding region runs from base 1 to 1419 and encodes 472 amino acids. The record is from RefSeq and is a predicted model, not a curated record. The transcript has 4 exons. Gene Ontology annotation, molecular function: DNA-binding transcription factor activity, RNA polymerase II-specific; zinc ion binding.